Molecule: messenger RNA, 3408 nt
Organism: Colletotrichum lupini
Lineage: Eukaryota; Fungi; Ascomycota; Sordariomycetes; Glomerellales; Glomerellaceae
Product: acyl-CoA dehydrogenase domain-containing protein
Exons: 12
Coding region: 1-3408 (1135 amino acids)
Cellular component (GO): cytoplasm; nucleus
Molecular function (GO): oxidoreductase activity, acting on the CH-CH group of donors; 5'-3' exonuclease activity; flavin adenine dinucleotide binding
Source: RefSeq, a predicted model, not a curated record
AUGAGCAUUUACUCCUUCCUCAUCGCCGUUCGAUCCGAUGGCCAACAGCUCAUGAACGAGAGCGGAGAGACAACAUCACAUCUCAUGGGUCUUUUCUACCGUACACUCCGAAUGGUCGACAACGGAAUCAAGCCCCUAUAUGUCUUCGAUGGUGCCCCGCCUAAGCUCAAGUCUGGCGAGCUCGCCAAGCGAUUCCAGAGAAAGCAGGAGGCUACCGAGGGCCUUGAGGAGGCCAAGGAGACUGGUACCGCUGAGGAGGUUGAGAAGUUCUCCCGGAGAACAGUGCGGGUGACUCGCGAGCACAAUGAGGACUGCCGGAAGCUUCUGAAGCUCAUGGGCAUCCCCUUCAUCAUUGCGCCCACUGAGGCCGAGGCUCAGUGUGCUGUCCUUGCUCGUGCAGGCAAGGUAUACGCCGCCGCCAGUGAGGAUAUGGACACUCUCACUUUUGAUACCCCGAUCCUACUCCGUCACUUGACGUUCAGCGAGCAGCGCAAGGAGCCCAUUCAGGAGGUUCACAUUGAGAAGGUGCUGGAAGGUCUUGGCAUGGAGCGGAAGCAGUUUGUCGACUUGUGUAUCCUCCUCGGCUGCGAUUACCUUGACCCCAUCCCGAAGGUCGGUCCUUCGACAGCUCUCAAGUUGAUCCGCGAGCACGGUGACCUGGAGACACUAGUCGAGGCUUUCAAGAAUGACCCGAAGCAAAAAUACGUCAUUCCGGACGACUGGCCGUACCAAGAUGCCCGAGAGCUGUUCCUCAACCCCGAUGUCCGAAAGGCGGACGACCCGCUUUGCGACUUCAAGUGGGAGAAGCCCGAUAUGGAGGGACUGGUGCAGUACCUUGUCACGGAGAAGGGCUUUUCUGAGGACCGUGUGCGCUCAGCAGGCGCCCGCUUGGAGAAGAACUUGAAGAGCAACCAGCAAGUCCGCCUCGAUGGUUUCUUCAAGGUGAUUCCCAAGACAGAGGAGGAGAAGGCUGCGCACAAGCGGAAGCUGGAUGCCAAGAACGAUGAAAAGAAGAAGAAGCAGAAGUUGGAGAAGAAGGAGAAGGCUGCUGCCAAGUCUAAGCCUCGCAGAAAGGCAUCCGUACAGACAGCCAGCCUCCCCUAUGACAAUGGUGGGGCUGCGCAGACUAACCCACGUGCUAAUGAGGUUCUCCGCGUUCUGCUCGUCGGUGUAGGACGUCGGUUGUCGGGAGAUCAUGUGCCUGACUCGAAGCGCAUUGGAUGCAAAGUGAAUGUGUAUCUUGGAUGCUCACCUCUCCGUCUCUAUGUACAUGCAAAGUCAGGACUGGCGUGCCACGGGCAGCAAAGCGGCAGCAGAGAGGACCCACCUCACAUGACCAUCGAUGGGAUUCCCAUUGGCCAGUCACCUUUGGAAAAGAUGCCGAGGUUGAUCCACACCUCGCGAACCGGAAACGGGCCACCCCUCGAUGACAUCAGCCAAAGAAGAAGGAGGCCAGAGGGGUCUUUCACACGCCAGGCGACAAAAAAACAAGAGACAAUGGACGGCGCGCAAACUUGGGACUGGGGAGAGGCUGCACGAGACCACAUGACACGGAUUAGCGCACCUAAAUGUCGCCAAUGGGGACUAGUGCGACGGCUCCCCAAGCUCACUCUGGAGUCUGUUUCCCGUUCGCCAUCCUCCGAACCAAUCCAAUGGCACUUGAUUGUGGUUGAUUUCGGCCAUGGCCAGUCGUGUCCGCCGCAAUUUCAUGUACCAGUAUCUCUGCCUGCGACCUCGAGAGGUGUGGGGGAACUUGGAGAAUCUUCAGGCCAACAAACACAGAUGGAUGAUGGCAUUGAAUGGCCUCGUGAGCCUGGAGGCUGCACACAAAACACAAUGUGCCGGCAAUCGAUUGCAUUGCUAUCCAGCUGCGGCUGUGUCCGCACACGCAUCCCCUGGGUCAAACGUGCAAGCUUCACCCCGAGGCGGGAAGGGGUACUUUCCCCAGCCAACCUGGAUAAACCAAAGGGCAGGUGCCUCUCCCAUUUUACCUUGGGCUUACCUUCCCGCGUCCGCAAGCAUGUGAUUGUCUGGCCUGCGCUUGAGCUGCUGGCCCAUUUGCCGACCUUGGCCGUCGCGACUCGUUUCUUUGACACCAUUUCCCCAGACACAUCCUCUUCCGGCAAGACCUCUUUAAACAUUGUUAUCCCCCUCGUCCUUCUUCGUCUUUCUCUCCCCUGGUUCAUCUCUCCUGUCAUCCCACAGUCCACAGUCAAACAGCGAAUACCCAUCCGACGAGAGUCCGCCGUAGAUAGCACCCACAUACUCCACAGCAUCACCUUCACCACUGGCGACGUUGCGUCGCACAACAAGCCUGACGACUUGUUCAUCAUCGUCGACGGCGAUGUCUACGACCUCACAAAGUUCCAGGAUGACCACCCAGGUGGUAAGAAGAUCCUCCAGCGCGUUGCCGGAAAGGACGCCUCCAAGCAGUUCUGGAAGUACCACAAUGAAGGUAUCCUGAAGAAGUACAAGGCCAAGUUGCACGUCGGCUCCCUCGACUCCAAGCCUAAGCCCGUCGAAGCGGCACCUGCUGCCGCCGCUCCCGUGCCCAAGAAGGCCGCCCCCAAGAAGGUCGUUGCCAGCAGCACCGAAGAGUCCGAGCCAAUGGAUCCCUUUGGCGACUUGGUUCCCUACGCCGACCCCAACUGGUACCAGGCUUACCACACUCCCUACUACAACGAGACACACGCUGCCCUCCGCACCGAGAUCCGCGAAUGGGUCGAGACAAAUGUCGAGCCCUUCGUUGGUGAGUGGGAUGAGAAGAAGGAGGUUGAUCCCGCCAUCUACAAGCAGAUGGGUGAGCGCGGCUACCUUGCUGGUCUGCUCGGUGUCCACUACCCUACGCAGUACACCAACAACACCGUUGCGUCGGUGGCUCCAGAGGACUGGGAUCUCUUCCAUGAGAUGCUUUUGACCGACGAGCUGUCUCGUGCAGCAUCAGGUGGCUUUGUCUGGAACGUCAUUGGUGGUUUCGGCAUUGGCUGCCCGCCCCUGGUCAAGUUUGGCCAGAAGGCUCUCGUUGACCGUAUCCUGCCCGGCAUCCUCAACGGUGACAAGCGCAUCUGCUUGGCCAUUACCGAACCCGAUGCCGGCUCUGACGUUGCCAACUUGACUUGCGAGGCUAAGCUUAGCGAGGAUGGAAAGCAUUUCAUCGUCAACGGCGAGAAGAAGUGGAUUACUAACGGUAUCUGGUGCGACUACUUCACCACCGCCGUCCGCACGGGUGGCGAAGGCAUGAACGGUGUCAGCUUGCUGCUUAUUGAGAGAGGACCCGGUGUCACGACAAGACGGAUGGACUGCCAGGGUGUCUGGUCCAGCGGUACCACCUACAUCACCUUUGAGGAUGUCAAGGUACCUGUUGAGAACUUGCUCGGCAAGAAGAACCAGGGCUUCAGAGGCAUGUAG